Phycodurus eques (leafy seadragon) is the source of this 1732-nucleotide messenger RNA. RefSeq names its product P2Y purinoceptor 1-like. The record is from RefSeq and is a predicted model, not a curated record. Gene Ontology annotation, biological process: G protein-coupled receptor signaling pathway. The transcript has a single exon. Gene Ontology annotation, cellular component: membrane. Lineage: Eukaryota; Metazoa; Chordata; Actinopteri; Syngnathiformes; Syngnathidae. Gene Ontology annotation, molecular function: neuropeptide receptor activity. Bases 31 to 1071 code for a protein of 346 amino acids.
CAGAGGCUGCGCGGCCAUAUUCCAAGCGCGAUGUCCGCAAACCUGAGCGCAGGCUUCGACGUCACGCAGGCACCGAACGGUUCCGCGUGCGGCAUCAACCUGCGCUUCACGCACGCGUUUCUGCCGCCCGUCUUCAUGGUGCUGUUCGCGGCGGGGACCCUCUCCAACGCGUGGGGCUUAAGAAGCGUGUGCGGCGCCUGGAACAGCAUCGGCAACAUCAACAUCUUCAUGCUGAACCUGGGCCUGGCGGACCUGCAGUACCUGCUCACGCUGCCGUUCCUCGUGGCCUACUACGCCGAAGACAGCCGCUGGCGCUUCGGGGAGCCCUUCUGCAAGUUGACCCGCUUCUGCUUCCACCUCAACCUGUACGGCAGCAUCGGCUUCCUCACGUGCGUCAGCAUCUACCGCUACUUGGGAAUCGUGCACCCCAUGAGAGCGAUGGGGAGGCUCGGCAGCCGCCAUUCGCUCGCCAUCAGCGCCCUGGUCUGGUUUCUGGUCGUCGUUCAGAUCCUCCCGGACGCGUUCUUCGACAAAAGCGACCCCGGCAGACCCCACGCCUGUUUCGACACCACCUCCGACGAACGGAUCGGACAAUACCUGCCUUACAGCGUCGCCUGGACGCUGACGGGCUUCGCCGUCCCCUUGGUGAUCAUCGCGCUGUGCUACGGCCACGUGGUUUGGGUCCUCGCGCAAAAGGCCAACGUCGACCCCGCGCUCAAGCGGCGCUGCUCGAAGCUGGUGCUCCUUCUGGUCUUGCUGUUUUGCGUCUGUUUCAUCCCCUACCACGUCCUCCGAAAUGUGAACCUCCAGACCAGGAUUUGGAAGCGAGAAGGCAUCUGCCGCGACAGCUUCCGCGGCGUCUACGUUGCGCACCAGAUCGCCAGAUGUCUCGCCUGCCUCAACAGCGCUCUCAAUCCUCUCAUCUACAUUGUUGGGAAUGACGACUUCGUCGCGAGGUUCCGUCGCGUGAGCGAGCGGACCGGGAUGUCUUUGGCCAACGCGACCCGUGCGCUCCUUCACCGCCGAAGGUCGGAAGCGGGCCCAGCGGCGGCCGAGGCGGCGUGUCCGUGAGCGAACCUCACCGUCCACGUGACGCGCGUCCUGGAAGGAGUGCCCGCCGCAAUUCUGCAUCAUAUCGAACAAAAGAAAGCCAACGAGCACUUCGCUUCUUUCAAAGUCGAAAACGGUACCCUAUUGACACUCUUUGAACCGAGGAAAUACACAAAAGUGAGGAAUCAAGUUCAAGACCCGUUCCAAGAAGAAUGGAAGAACGGCUGCGUUCCCAAACGUCAUCGUCCCAGCAUGUACAGGGGCUCGACUGCUCUUCUCCUCAUUGCAUAUAUCUUACAUAUGUCUUAUAAGGCACGUGCACGUAUAGACCCCCGAGUGGUCCUCAAGCACCCGCCCUUUUGCAAAACAUACACACACACACAAAGGACCCUCUCUACAUCUGUUCAAUUUCUCGUUUUGUAUCCAAAAACCUGACAUUUCUCCUCCGUUCAAAGUUACAGUCAUUCUAUCGCAACGAUUGACCGCGUGGAUUGUGUUAACAGAAAUCAAUACACGAGUGACAUCUAUAUUGACUCAAUGGAUAAUGUCUUUUUGGGCUUGAGCGCCUGCCCCUAAAAAUGUCUGCGCGAGUGACUGUAUGCUGCUAUUGUAUUAUGAUGAUGAUUGAUAUUGUGCCGUACUGCCCCUCAACUGUCUGUACGACCCGACAGUAGAAUAUUAU